Messenger RNA from Paramacrobiotus metropolitanus, 2228 nucleotides. RefSeq names its product receptor-type guanylate cyclase gcy-22-like. Gene Ontology annotation, biological process: intracellular signal transduction; cGMP biosynthetic process; protein phosphorylation. The transcript is spliced from 12 exons. The record is from RefSeq and is a predicted model, not a curated record. Bases 438 to 1586 code for a protein of 382 amino acids. Gene Ontology annotation, molecular function: ATP binding; protein kinase activity; peptide receptor activity. Lineage: Eukaryota; Metazoa; Tardigrada; Eutardigrada; Parachela; Macrobiotidae.
AGUAUUGAUUAUAAGUACUGUACAGAGACGAUUAGUCUGUGAUGUCACGAACGGGAAACUCAAAUCAUUCCGUGACACAACGAUAUUCUGGCACACUCCCACCGGCGAGCCUCCACUCAGUGAGCCAGGGUGCGGCUACACCGGGGAUGCAGAACGUUGUCGUAAUUCAGGCAACGCAACUACGAUUGCCGGGGUGGUGGUUGGCAUUGCGGUUGUUGUUUUACUUUCGCUGAUGGCAAUUGUAUACAUCAACCGGAAAGCCCAAACGUUCAACGACUUGUGGUGGAAAAUGUCACUUGACCAAAUAUCUCUCCAGGAUUCUUCGAAAGCCGUUGUUAACCAAAAAAAUCCCAUGGAUUCGACGUACGGACUACGGACUUAAGGGCGUUAUAGUAGCUCAGGAACGCAGUAGUAUUUGGGUUCAGACCUUUUCACGGAUGCCGAAUGGAUCUUUUCCUGAUAAAGACGCGAUCCUGAUUUUGAGAAAGCUACGGAGAUUUCUGCAUCCAAACAUUGUACAGUUAUUCGGCAUUAUUCAAACCGAUUUGCGCCUGCUGUUUGUCAGCGAAUACGCCGAUAAGGGCGAUCUGGACAGCGCCUUAAAAAUCAGCAGUAUGGAAGACUGGGAACUCAGAAGCAGUUUGUUGUUUGAUCUGAUAGAGGGGUUAACUGCCAUUCAUCACUCGCCGUUGAUACGCCAUGGAAACUUGUCGCUUACUAAAUGUUUGAUCAACAAGCGCUUUAUGUUGAAAUUAGCUGGACUAGGAUUUAAGGAUAUUCUGAAGAACAGGGAGCACUGCUUAGAAAACAAACCCUAUAGUACAAAUUUGCAAUCCAUUCCACCUGAAUUACGCAGUCGGAUCAGUUGUGAGAGGGGAAUCGGUUCAACAUCUUCUAGCGAUGUUUAUGUCUUUGCUGAUAUCGCACACGCUCUUCUUUCAGAGCAUGUUUUUAAGAGCGCCGAAACAGAACAGAUUCCCGAUCACAAGCUCAAAAAAGGAGCUGCUGCACGAAAUGCAGUAGUAUUCAAUGAUUUCCAAACACUUUUGCAUAAAUGCCACGACGAUGACCCCUCGCAACGCCCUACAAUCGAUAGAAUUCGAAAGAUAUGCCAGAGUAGCUUUGGCAUAAAUAACCAGAAUUUUGCUCAAAAAAUUCUUCUGAGAUUGGAAAGGUAUGCUUCACAGCUGGAAGAUACCGUUGCAGAACGAACUCAAGAGUUCAUUAAAGAGACCGAAGCCAACGAAGCCCUACUGCGCGAACUGCUCCCCAAACAAAUCGUACAACGGUUAAAAAAGGACACAGCAAUCGCGCCGGAAAGCUUUGACUGUGUUUCCUUGCUGUUUUCAUAUACCACUGGAUUCAAUGAAUUUGUCGCCAAGAAUUCUGAUGUUCCGUUGAAUGUGGUGCGGUUUCUGGAUCACAUGUUUGUAUCAUUCGAUGACAUUGUCAGCUUGUACGAUGUGUACAAAGUGGAAACCAUUAACGACAGCUGUAUGGUUGCGAGUGGAUUACCAGAGCGCAACGAAGAUCGCCACGCAAAAGAGAUCUGUCAUUGCGCUUUGGGCUUUCGUAAAAAGUUUUGAGAUAUUGGAAAGUCGCACGAUUUGGCAAUCAAAAUAGGUAUCAACACAGGUUCAUGUGUCGCCGGAAUUGUUGGAAAGAAACGACCGCGAUACUGCUUAUUUGGUGACACCAUAAAUACCGCCUCUCGUGUUGCUUCAAACAACACAGACUGGACAAUUCAAAUAACCGCUACAACGUGGCUGUUGAUAAGGGAAACCAAUAUUUUGGCAGAGCAUCGUGGGAAAAUAUUUUUGAAGGGAAAGGGUGAAUGGGAAGUGUACUGCCUGUUAUAACGUUCUUAAAUACAAGGCGCCAUCUCUGAUUGCCGAAUGUCGACACACGAUAGGAUACUUAUUAAUUACCUGCAAGCAGUGUGAUACAGACUGCAUUUAAAAUUUCAAAUUACUGGACAAAGAAGACAUUGGCAUACGGCUGCAUCAGCUCAAAUAUAUUCUGGAAUUCCUGAAAUUAUAAUGUCUGUUCUUUUUAUGGUGUCAUCGGGAAUUCCUUCACGCCUGUAGGCGUGCUCUUCUCAGGCUUUCUUUGAUUGCAUAACCUAUUGUUUAUGUUUUGCUAUUUUUUUUGUAAAGCCUUUGAUGUUUAGCAUUAAUUGCCGCCAAUAGAAGCGCGAUUACAUCGCGAGUUUUGGAGCUGCUGUUUUG